Colletotrichum phormii is the source of this 2001-nucleotide messenger RNA. Its product is annotated as fungal-specific transcription factor. The transcript has 5 exons. Bases 1 to 2001 code for a protein of 666 amino acids. Gene Ontology annotation, molecular function: zinc ion binding; DNA-binding transcription factor activity, RNA polymerase II-specific; DNA binding. Gene Ontology annotation, biological process: regulation of DNA-templated transcription; DNA-templated transcription. Lineage: Eukaryota; Fungi; Ascomycota; Sordariomycetes; Glomerellales; Glomerellaceae. The record is from RefSeq and is a predicted model, not a curated record.
AUGCCGCCAAAGCGAGCGUGCGAUAUAUGUUAUCGUAGAAAGAUUCAAUGUCUUAUCCCUGCAGAGGGCCCUCCAUGCGACUGGUGUAGUCAUCAUGAUUCCGAAUGCACCUUUCAUCGGGAUGCGCCGCGAAGGAAGAAGAAAAUCAAGGUGACGCUGGGCGAUGUCCAAGGCCUCAACGACCGCAUUCAGCAACUUGAAGAUGCGCUAGCCAAGGCAAACUUGCAGCACCCGACUCAGCGAGACACCCCUGGUCAAGGCCAGCCAACUCCAGCCAUAUCUGUAUCUGAGGAGACGUCAAACUCUGCAUCUGCCCAGAGUGCAUCCUCUGCAAUUAUUCGGAACUCAGUUGCUCUUUCCGGGCAAUCUCUCUCACCCCUAGUCUUCUCUCAGACCCCCGGCAGUGUCGAUGACAGGACACCAACGGCAGAUGGGUGGCCCGGCAACUAUAUCGGCCCCAACUGGUUCUUCAGAGGCCUCCAUGCGUUUUCGGAAGACGGCCGCCAGUGGAUCUCUUCCAAGACUGGUCAAACCAUCGACUGGAGUAAACUUCAAAUCUUCACCACGAAACCAUCACCUUUCGCAAGGAUACAUGCGCAACUAUCACCAAGUCUUUAUAACCUCCCAGAUCAGGCUUCUUUACGAGAGCGUCUAUCUUCGUAUUUCAAGUCGUCCUUUCGACUGAGAUUUCCCCUCCUUGAUGAGGUUCUAUUCAAAGAGACAAUCAACGAGGCCUAUGAAGAUGCAGAGAUUGUUUCACCUUCACCAGCACACAUAGCUGCCCGGGCCUGCGUGUUCGGAGCUCUCAGUCUCACAGCAUUGUUACCAGAUAUCCAACCAAGUUCACUGGGAUUGGACAGGAAUGAAAGCGCAGCCAGAGCCAGCUAUCUUCUCAGUCGUCUUGUCGGGUAUACAAGUCUUACAACUUUGCAGACGACCCUGUUAUUGCAUGUGCAAUGUCUCCUAUGCGGUCAUUGGCAAGAGGCCGACUCGCUACUACCAGCAGCUUGCCGUACAGUCAGUGCACUCGGUGGACAUCUUCAUCAGCCCACGAAGUCCCUCACAGGAGACGUUUCUCUGUCUGAAAGAAGAAAAUGCCAUAUUAGGAACCUUUUCUGGGUUUGCUAUAUGUCGGACAAAGACUUGUCCCUGCGAACAGGCCAGCCUCCUUUUCUCGCCGACGUCUACUGUGAUCUCACCAUCCCAGACAAUUAUCUGAGUUCCUAUACCUACCUCCGUGGUCUUGAUGAGUAUACUCACCCUUCGGAUGAAUCAGAGGCCGUGGACCUCACACCACACUUUUGGGGAGAUGUUCAGCUGGGAUACCUCAAGGAGAAAGUGUAUCGACUGCUCUACUCGGUACAGGCCCUGAGAGACAAAGACAACCAACUUUUGAUAUUCAUCCGGCAGCUGGAUGACGAAAUCGAAUGCUGGCGCUUGUCCGUCCCGGUGGACUUCCGCCCGGCUCUUUCAGUCUCAUCAAAUACUCUUCUAAUCACGCCUGAAACAAAGUCACCUCACUUGCGAAGAUAUUUCCAUCUACUCCUGGAUUACUGGUACCUGAUGAUCUACGUCCAUACCACGGUCAGACGAUAUGAUGCACAUACGAUCAUCGGCGACGGGGGCCAGGAUCUUCACAGGGUCAUCCACUCAAGCUACGACUUGUCAAUGGAAGCCGGCAGAUCGACGCUUCGAUGCUUGCGGGUGUUUAUGAAUACCUUCUCCAACGAAGGCUUCUGGCAAUUGAUGUUUUAUUCCACCAAUGCAGCCAUUGCACUGUUCCUCAACAUGAUUAUACACCCAGAAGACUCGGAUGGCCAACUAGAUCUCGAACUUCUGAUAUCGGCUACUAACGCGAUCCGUACAGCGAUUCCAAGGGCACCAACAAGUGAUGAAAGUACACGUAUCCAAAAGACGUCCGACUUCAUAAUGUGGCUCAUGUGGCUCGGCUCAUGUGCCAUCACCAAGUCACAGGAAGAGGGACUGCAACACGAGUUGUAG